AUGAAUAAUAGUAACAGUUUAAAUGAAGAAAAUACAAAUGAAUCGCAUACAAUCGAAUCAUGUUUACAAACGGAACAAAGUGAAAUUUAUAUGCAAGAUCAAUUAAUGAAUUCGGAAUACAUUGAUAGCAACUACAAUAUUAUGAGACCAAACAAACGUGUGAGAGACAUAGAGGAAAAUACUGAGGAGUGGACUAUGGUUACGGGAAAUGGGAAAAAAAUAAUAAGAAAAGAUAUACGAAGUGAAAAACAAAGCUUAGAGGAAACAUUAAUUGAACCAAGUCCUUCGGGAAUAGUUGCAUCAGCUCGGAAGGAAGAAUUACACACUGAAGAUAUUUCUAUGAUAAUUCCUUCAACAUCUCAGAGAAGUUAUGUGGAAGUUUUGAAAUCGUCAAAUACUACAUAUGGCAAUACAGAAACGGCGAAUCAAAAAAUCACAAAAAAAGUUAUUGAAAAGAAAAGUAAGAAGAAGAAAUCUAUGUCAACAAAUAAUCAGACUGGAGAGUCUUUUGAUUGGGGAAUGUAUUCAAACAAUGAAUCUGACAGAGAAUCCUCUAUCGAUGAAGAUACAACAGAAAAUAAAGAAAAACCGAAGAUUUCAUUUAUUGAAUUACUUAAGAGAAUAUCUAAUAUUUGCUUUAUGAAAAAUCUAUCCACGAAAAAGAAGGCAGAACAGGUAGUUUGUGUUGUAUUAGAAUGGGUCGUAUAUAUAAUUGAAAGCAAAAUAUCAGCGUUUACAAUAUUAAAACAAUUAUUUAAUAUUGGAAAUGGG
Brenthis ino (lesser marbled fritillary) is the source of this 771-nucleotide messenger RNA. The record is from the annotation of a GenBank genome assembly. Lineage: Eukaryota; Metazoa; Arthropoda; Insecta; Lepidoptera; Nymphalidae.